Molecule: messenger RNA, 3958 nt
Organism: Haliotis rubra (blacklip abalone)
Lineage: Eukaryota; Metazoa; Mollusca; Gastropoda; Lepetellida; Haliotidae
Product: heat shock 70 kDa protein 13-like
Biological process (GO): cellular response to unfolded protein; vesicle-mediated transport; protein refolding
Cellular component (GO): nucleus; cytoplasm; plasma membrane
Molecular function (GO): ATP binding; ATP hydrolysis activity; misfolded protein binding
Source: RefSeq, a predicted model, not a curated record
AACUGAAAACAGUUCGACGUGCCUCGGGGUCAAAAUGUAAUUGUACAGUACCAGAACAUUUCUCUUCCAUUUUGGUGGUUACUCUGGACACGACCAGCCAUUUUUGCUGAAAUUAGACUCAUCUCUUUGGCUACGGAACACUUCAUUCGGAGUAUGCCCCAGCUUGCCUCGGAUGCGCACAUAAAAUCACAACCUGUCCACAUUUUCUCUUUAACUUGCCAGUGUGGGCGUCUUUGGUCCUAGGCCUAUUACCACGAUAACCUGUGUGGUGUCUUUGGUCGUAUUGUAGGGACAUGUAUUGACUGGCGGGUGCACUGUGACUCUCCGCUAAAUCAUAAGGCCACAAGUACGCGACUUUGAUGCUUGGAAGCAAGAUAUAAGAGUUACCUACCUUGGCAUUGCACCAGAGGGCGUCGUACCCGGAAGCAGCUGAGAGAAACCCACGUUGACAUCAACAUAUGGAAACAUCAACUGUGAACUGUCUUGAAAACUGAUUAUCGGAUUAUGGGGUCUGCUUUCAUUAUUCUUGGGACGUCGGUAUUAGCCGUGUUAUUGGCAGGCUACUGGGCUCAGAGGUACCUACCACCACCAAAACCCAAAAUAGUUGGGAUUGAUCUGGGGACCACCUACUCCUGUAUUGGCAUGUAUCAUGCAGUGUCGGGGGCAGUGGACAUCCUCCAGGUGCAAAGUGGGAAGAAGUGCAUACCCAGCGUUGUUGCCUUCAGUGAGGAGGGUGUUGUUGUGGGGUUCAAGGCAGUGGCCCAGGCAGAACACAACCCCCAGAACACUCUGUAUGAUGCCAAGAGGUUCAUCGGGAAAGUCUACCGCAAAGAGGAACUACAGCAGGCUCAGAAACAAUACCCCUUCAAGCUGGAGGCUGAUGAGCUGGGGAUGGUGCACUAUGUCGUCGAGGUGAAUGGCACAGAGAAGAAGAUCACCCCUCAAGACGUCGGCUCUAUUAUCCUAGAUACUCUGCGGAUUGCCUCAGAAGCUAAUCUCAGUGCUCCUGUGACUAAAGCGAUACUGUCAGUCCCAGCAGAGUUUGACGCCAUGCAGAGAAACUACACCAUCAAAGCUGCGGCAUUAGCAGGUCUGGAGGUGUUCCGUGUGAUCAAUGAACCGACAGCUGCAGCUCUGGCCUACGGUCUACACAAGAAGUCUGACCUUCAGACCGUACUUGUGGUGGACCUUGGAGGAGGAACUCUGGAUGUGUCCCUUCUCAACGUGCAGGGAGGAAUGUUCCUCACGCAGGCCAUGGCUGGGAAUAACCGGCUCGGGGGGCAGGACUUCAAUCAGCGCCUGCUGCUGUUCCUGAAGGAUGCCAUUGAGAAGACGUACGGUCAGAAGCUGACUGACCGCGAGGACCUCCAAGUCCUGAGGAUGCAGGUAGAACAGGCUAAGUUGGACCUAACCUAUAAACAAUCUGUGAACAUCGUCAUUACGUUACACUCACUAGGAAACAAAGUGUUCAAGGAAGCUAUCCCAAGGACGUUGUUUGAAAAGUUGAAUGAUGAUUUAUUCAACAAAGUUUUAGAACCUAUAGACAGGGUGUUACAAGCAGCGCAUCUCACUCGGGAAGAUGUGGAUGAGAUUGUGUUGGUCGGAGGGUCCACAAGGAUACCAAAAGUUAGAGAACUGAUACGGGACUAUUUUGGAAAACAGCCAAACACGGCCAUUGAUCCUGAACUAGCCGUGGCUACUGGAGUGUCCAUACAAGCAGGAAUCAUCGGAGGAAUGUGGCCUCUGACAGUCAGUGCCGUUGAAUUGCCGACGAGGGUGAAGAAGAUACAGAUUAAUUGAUGAGAGGUGUGUCUAGUGAGGGCAGGAUAUCGUCAGGCCAUGCUGUUAUUUUCCAUAUAAGUCACAUACAUACCUUAUGUAUCAAAAGCAGUUUUAGAUUUUAAAAACAUUAGGCUCAUGAGUUUUCAAAUUUGAAAUCCUAACAUGCUGUACAAUACUGAUGUGUAACUUGGAACAUUUAUAUGUUUUAUUUUAUGAGUUUAUAGUAUGACUAGUUUCAUGAGCUUUCAGAGUGGUCACAAGAUGUUUGUUCAAUCAAAAUGUCAGUUUACUACAAACAUAACAAUCCAUCUCUUAACACUGAUGAAGGUUCAGGUAAAAGUGGUAGAGAUCCUGGUUAAUGGUGACCAGAUAUACGUGAGGGCAGUGUUGUGGAUGUAUUUGUACAUAUUAGGAAGUGAUCAGUAGCAGAAUUGUUAUUGUGACCAUAAAUUUGUUUACAAUGUUGAACCAAGAAUGAUUUAAUUUAUUAGUGAUCCUCAAGUCCUAAUGAUAAUAUUUUUUUAAUACGAUGUUACUAUUUGAAUUCAGGAAUUUAGUAAUCAUGUGCUGGGAGUGUAGAGUUCCAACUUGUUCAAACCAAACUGACAAAGCGCUAUCGUGUUCCUUGUAAGGUACGACUCUACUUUUGAUUGGGAUGCUGAUAUAUUGCUCACUAUUUUCAUAUUAUAUUCAUGUAUAUUGUUGGAGCCUCAUACAAACUAUCCCUAUGUGAAGUUGAGCUGUAUGUUUACACUCCUGUCGUUCUUGUACUGCUUGCCUCCUGUACAGUAUAGUUAUGGGAAAGACCUGAUUACCAUGGUAACCAGUCGACAUUGUUUCAAGCACAGCUGGAUCAGUGUGAUGACUUUAAUUCCCACAAAUAUGAUGCUAAUGAUAUUUUUGGACAAAAGGGAAACUGAAUGAUCCUGUUUUACCUGAAAAUAACAGGACACCUCCCUGAUGUUUUAGAAAUUGGAGAACCAAUAUUUGGUUUCUCCAGCUAAACAUUGGAGGCCUGACAGUUGGUACAAUAUUUGAUAUCUUGUUAUCUUGAAAGUGAGUUGUGGUCCUCAUCACCCUAUUGCUUGUAAGAGGCAACUAACGGGCGGACUAUUGUUGAUGCUGUUCUUACUGGUCUGUAGAAAAAACUUAAUGCAUUUGAUCAUCAGGCUCACAAACUACAGUGAUGAUGUAUCAAAAUACCACAAGGCAUGAUCGUGGCUCAUUACAUCAAUCACUGGUUUGUGUGGUUCAUAUUCAUUUUUUUGCAGGUUGCCAUCAUAUAGAUGAAAUGUUGAGUGCAGCUUUAAACAUGUUAACAAAGGAUAAAAAACAAACGCAUGCUUCAGGAGAUCUAGUCUUGUGUGUUAGUCAGGUAAUCAUCUGUGUGUUUGUGUACCAGUGAUUAAAUAUAAUGAUCACUUGUUCAGUUUGUAAUACCAGUGAGUGAUGUGUCAAGUCAUAUGUAAUAAGAAGAUAUAAAUUAUUUUUAUCACAGUAAUCAUGGUAAUAUACACCAACAAUGUUGUCAAACUCGGAUCAUUUACUGAUAACAGUGUUAGAACCUGUGCUGAAAUAUCUGUAUUAAGACAGAAGGGAGUUCAUCAUCCAUCUGUCAUGUUAGUCUCUAGUCAUUAAACAUCUGUGGAUAUAUUGACAUAUGCUCUGAUUAGUUGGGCAUUGGGAAGACGAGGGUUUUCUUGUCAAGAGUUCUAUCCCUUUGAUGCCAGGAUCUGCUUGUCAUUGAUUUGAUUCCUGGAUAUGUAUCGGUCAUGUCGCUACCAUCUUGUGCUUAUGGCUUUCACUUAACAUACAUAAGGCCAUUUGGGCAGGUUGAAACAAAAUCCAUUGGAGCACUGCUUCAAAACAUGUUUUUGCCUUGGACAGGCAGAACCAUACCAAUGUAUUCGACUCACUACACACCAAUUGACGUUCUUUGUGAAAUAUAUUUCAAAGUUAUUUUUACACGUAUCUUAAAUAAUAACAUCUGUAACAUCAUCAUGAUUGUGUUAGACUUUCCAACCCAAUGAUACAUGACACAGUGUUUUUCUCAACUUGCUCAGUUCAUCAGCCGUGUUUCCAUGACUUUACAUUAUGAUCAUAAUUAUGAUGACUGUUGUCGGGAAGUUGAUGUUCUUGUUUCACAAACAGAUAAAUACAGAAAAAUUAUAGACGA